UAAACCAUCACAAAGAUAGUGGGAAUAUUCAUAACUUCCUCUGACUGUAUGAAUAUCUUCGCCUAUUUCUACCAGACCAUUGUGAACAUCGCGUAACAGCUGUCGACAUUUUCCUUCGUCCAUGGGCGCGGCCAUCUUGAAAUAAAAUGGCGUCGACUUCAUCAGACACCUGUGCCCCAGGCUCCAGUGGCAUGGACAAAACGAAGAGCAGGCUGGAUAGAUUCAAAAAUCUGGAACUAAAAAUGAAUGAGGCUCGUAAGAUGAAUCACUCAGAGGUUGUCGAGGAGGACCGCAGGAAGAAACUUCCGGCCAACUUUGAACAGAAACGCAAGUUUGUGGAAUGGGAGGAAAAGGAGGAAGCCAAACGAAAGGAGGCCCAGGCAAAGGGUGAGGACUAUGACCGUGUAAAGUUGCUGGAAAUCACCUCAGAAGAUGCUGACAAGUGGGAAAGAAAGAAAAAGAAGAAAAACCCUGACCCUGGAUUCUCAGACUUUGAGUCAGCAACGCACCGGCAGUACCAGCGCAACACAAAGAACAUGAAGCCGGACAUGCAGGAGGUGGCCAGGCAGAAGGAAAAACUUGGUGAUGCAUUCUACGCCAGUAAGGACACCAUGGGGCUCACCCAACACAAGGACUCUAAGGAGGCAGUGGAUCGCAUGGUAGAUGACCUUGAAAAACAGAUUGCCAAGCGUGCCAAGUACAGCAGGAGGAGGACACACGAUGAAGACGCGGACAUUGACUACAUCAACGAGAGGAACAACAAGUUUAACAAGAAACUGGAACGAUUCUAUGGGACAUAUACUGCAGAUAUUAAACAGAACUUGGAAAGAGGAACUGCAGUGUAGUAUCUUCAUAACUACUUUAAGUCAGUUGGAGAGAGGGGAUAUACAUAUGUAAAGAGAUGGGAUGGACUUGAGCCAGUGCAUUCUGAAUGAAAUCAUACCUAAUUGUGAAAUAUAAUGAUGACUCAAUUAACUGGUGAAAGUUUUAUAAGUGCAUAUAACACUGUACUUCGUAGUCAAUUCAGUUAUAACAUAGGGUUUUGUUAUUCUCUUUGAAAAGUGGAAAAAUGCAUUAAUGCAUUUUCAGUAUUUUAAUGGUAACAAGGUUAUAGUCAAGGUAUUGUUCUUGUUGGCCGUAUAAUAUGAAAUGAAAAUUCUGGUCCUUUGUGUAACAGAAUUGUGUCUGAUUGGAAAUUGACCCGUGUAUAACUACGGUAGCUUAUAGCUAUAAAUGACUACUCAUUUUUAAAUGCUUGAACAUGUUGUAAAUAUUUGUAAAAUAAAACAACGUUUUUUA
This is a messenger RNA of Mya arenaria, 1299 nucleotides long. Its product is annotated as pre-mRNA-splicing factor syf2-like. The transcript is spliced from 7 exons. Gene Ontology annotation, cellular component: post-mRNA release spliceosomal complex; Prp19 complex; catalytic step 2 spliceosome. Bases 147 to 845 code for a protein of 232 amino acids. Lineage: Eukaryota; Metazoa; Mollusca; Bivalvia; Myida; Myidae. The record is from RefSeq and is a predicted model, not a curated record.